Molecule: messenger RNA, 981 nt
Organism: Brassica napus (rape)
Lineage: Eukaryota; Viridiplantae; Streptophyta; Magnoliopsida; Brassicales; Brassicaceae
Product: putative F-box protein At5g40050
Exons: 3
Coding region: 1-981 (326 amino acids)
Molecular function (GO): protein binding
Source: RefSeq, a predicted model, not a curated record
AUGAAAAAGGUGGAAUCGAGGUCAAGGGAUGAAAUCAGCUUCCUUCCAGAUGAGAUACUUGCACAUAUCUUGUCCUUCCUCCCCACGAAACGAGCUGCUUCCACAUCAAUCCUCUCCAGACGAUGGAGGAACCUGUUCACACUAAUGAUUCGUAUCUUUGCAUCUCAACACCAUCUCAUAUUUGACGAUACAAAUUUGCUUCAUCCCGGGAAAACAUAUCACAUGAGAGAAGUUGCUUGGAAGAAUUUUAGGGCUCUCGUUGAGACCACACUGUCUCUACUACAACUACAACAACAACAAGACGGUAAUCGCAAUAACUCGUUAAAGAAAUUGUCAUUGAUAUAUACAGAUGGUAUUAACCACUCUAUGGCUCAUACCAACCAACUGAUAUCGAAAGCCUUAGAACUAGGCGCCCCGGAUCUUUAUCUGCGUAUCAUGCCUUUGAUUAUCGGGGGAAAGGGAUACCAUCUCUACAAGUGUCUACCGUCCACUGCCUUCACAAGCAAGACACUGGUGAAGCUUACAUUAGAAACAGCGCUUCGUAUUGGAGAUGUUCCUACAGGGAAGUUUAUGCUUCUAGGCUUUGAUCACUGGGGUAGCAAUGGUGGUUUUCCCUUGUUUGGAAAUCUCGUUAAACUAUCUUUCGAAUGUAAAACCAAAAAGGGUUCGAAAGUUCUUUGGAGCCUGAUCAAAAACUCUCCAAAGCUAGAAACUUUGAUUCUCAAGGGGUUUUGUUAUAUAAGAAGAAAUCGCGAGAAUAUUAAUGAUGCAAAUGUAGUGAAGGUGCUGGAGAUUCGUGGGUACAAAGGAACUGGUAGAGAAGUGAUUCAAGUGAAAAGUUUCUUGUGGGAGCUUGAGUUUCUUCAAGUAAUGAAAGUACAAGUUGAUGAGAAGAUAGAUGAUGACAAGAAGUUGCAACUCACCAAAGACGUUCUAGCUCUACCUAAACGUUCUUCCAGUUGCCAAAUCCAGUUCUUGUGA